Messenger RNA from Aureobasidium subglaciale EXF-2481, 523 nucleotides. RefSeq lists its product as uncharacterized. The record is from RefSeq and is a predicted model, not a curated record. NCBI's taxonomy places the organism in Eukaryota, Fungi, Ascomycota, Dothideomycetes, Dothideales, Saccotheciaceae. The coding region runs from base 184 to 462 and encodes 92 amino acids. The transcript has a single exon.
UUCUAUUCUUUCGACACAUCCAUAUUUGCGCCCUUGCAAUGUUUUAGGAACCUGGUUAUUACUGCAAACACACGGUAGUGUCGACUCUGCUAGGGGGACCCUGUCUCUCCAUACCCACACCAGUACCAGUCGUCCCAGCUUGCCGGCCAGAUCCCCCAUGUGUCCUUCUUGAUCUGUGUUAAAAUGCCUUGGGCCUUCGGUAGUCAAAAUUUCAAGUGGGUGUCUGCGUGCCUCCUAAGCAGUCAAUCUUUGGACUCUUGCAUUGAGAUGCGCUCUGAGAUGCGCUCUAAGAUCUGGGGACUCCUUAGUCUGAACCUUUCUACCGGACACGAAGACGAUGUCUUUGGUAGGGAAAAAUCACUAGGCGCUGACAAGCGAUCACAAGCGAUCACAAUACGCUCAAAGAAGUUGGAACAUAGAUUAUCUGCAUUUUUCUAUUCGUUCCAAGAAAAAAGAAUAUAGAACUAAAGCUAAACAGGAAACGCCGAUUGAUACACGUAGGUACUCACGUUAAAGACAAAAA